GUGUACGCAGCCGUGUUAGAUUUUUUUGCGAUAGAGAAAUUUGGAUUGGGUUCCGUGCCAAUGAUUGUUCUCCAAAGCCCGGUCAGGUGACAUUCAGCAUUUUUCCUCUCGGGUCUCAAAGUACCGUCUGCCUUCGAUUUGACUCAAACUGGUGACUGCUUUCUGUACCUUGCUCGAUUCCUGAUAUCACCGAGACUGGGCAGUCGAAUUGUAGCAUUUUGUUUUAAUUUCUCCCUCUCUUCAUUACCAUGGCAGGAUCCGUCGAUAACAGCAAGCAAGAGAAAGUUGUGGCUCCCGGGCCAAAUCCUGCACCUAUUCAACGUCAGAAAUCGUAUACCGAAGAAAUUGUAGACGGACAAGUUGAUUCAGUUGACACCAAUGCUCGCUGGUUGGCUUACGGUGCUCGUUUGCGAACCGCCAUUCGAGCUUCAACUCGUUACUUGGCUUACAGCAGUGAUGUUGGUGAGGCAUUCAGACCCAUUGUGCAUCCCUUGAUGGUUCGUGCUGCCUAUGGUAUCAGCUGGGCCUAUGUCGGAUUGGAUGUUGCUUAUGAAGGAUACAAGACUCACAAGGCUGGCAAUGACAAUGCUGUCGUCGGUGUGGCUGCUUUCAAACGCGGUAUCUUCCAGACCUUUGCUUCCAUGCUAUUGCCCAUGGCUACCAUCCACACCGCAGUCAAAUACAGCGCCAAGCAUGUAUUCAACAAUAUGAAAAAUACCAAGAUUAAGACAUGGGGACCAACUGCCACCGGUCUGGCGAUUUUGCCGCUUCUCCCUUAUAUGUAUGACGAGGUUGUGGAACAUAUUGUCGACCGGGCGUUUGAGCCGUUGGAGAAGAAGGUUCUUAGCGAAAAGGAUGUGUCUCGGGUACCUCCAGUUCAUCAUAACAUCGUUAAAGAAAGCGAAUAAAAUAACCACUAGAUUUUUCUUCUAUUGCUGUACCUUUUGGGAAAGCUGAGAAUAUUUGCCCAAUCGGACAUAAGCGGAAAUCUAAAAAAAAAAUGGGAAAGUGAAAACCCAGCGAUAAAUUUUUUUU
This is a messenger RNA of Umbelopsis ramanniana AG, 1035 nucleotides long. RefSeq lists its product as uncharacterized. Gene Ontology annotation, cellular component: mitochondrion. Lineage: Eukaryota; Fungi; Mucoromycota; Umbelopsidomycetes; Umbelopsidales; Umbelopsidaceae. The record is from RefSeq and is a predicted model, not a curated record. Gene Ontology annotation, biological process: mitochondrial fission. Bases 249 to 908 code for a protein of 219 amino acids. The transcript has 3 exons.